CAUUUUCAUUCCUGCCAUACUGAAUUGUGGAAAGGGAAGAAAAACAGGUUCAACACUUACAUACAGUAGCUAUUUUAAGUGCCAGUCGGCAUUGAGUUUGAUGUCCUUCAAAUCAGGAAACAUUAGGCAAGAAAAUAGAAAUAUAUCAAGCUGACCUGUACGGUGACCCUACAGAACAUCCAAAUGAAAAGCAUUGUAAAAUCUAAAUAGCUCUGCAGAUGUGAUGGAAACACAGCAUAUCCUGGUCUGGCGUAUUUGUCUGAUCCUGGCCCUCUUGCCCCACCCACACCAAUGCCUGUCAGUGCAUUUCCAGAACAAGGGUCUCCUUUAUGUGGCUCCGGGGAGAGAGCUGGUCCUGCAGACCCAGUUCCAGAUUACACCAACAGAGAAGAUCAUCAUGGUGAUUUGGGACCGCCAGACUGAGAAGGGUCAGGGACAGGUCAGGCUGGCCAAUCACCAAGAUGCACCUGGCAAUCCUCUAGACCAGAAGGAGGCCUCAUUUAGGGUGGAGAAUAUAAGUUCAUCUGACUAUGGAAUGUACACCAUCACUGUGACUGACCAGAUGGGGAACGAGCAAUCAGCAAAUAUACUUGUUAGAGAGAUUGUUGCUGCUCCUGUAGCGUCUUUGUCGCUCCAGUGUGAGGUGGCCAAUGACAGGGCACAGUGGGACAGCCCAGUGUUUUCCUGGUUGGUGGAUGGGGUAGAGCUGUCCAAUCAGACAGACAAUCUCUCUGCAGAUGGCAGGAGACUCUACGUGUCCGGAAUGAAGGGCCACAACUACACCUGUGUUGUCAACAGCAGUCUGGGGACAAGUGUCACAUACUACGUCACUGAUUCUCCUACACCAUCCCAAAGUAUCCAAUCCUGUAACACUCUGUGUGGUGUAUUACUGGGCUUCAUCAUAGCGAUUCUAAUCACAUGUGGAUAUCUCUACUGGAAAUGCAGACAGCGGAGGACAUGACCUUAGGAGGGCCAUCGCGUUCCGUUAUCAGUCUUAUUUAUGGCACUUAUUUAUGGCACUUAUUAAUGGCACGCUCACACAAGUCUUUAAUAUUCUAUUGCAAUAAGUCACACUACCAGACCAAAUAUGAUUCCUAUCAAGAGCUGUGGCCCUAUUCACCAUCACUAAAAUAUAUUUAUAUGCCUAUUUAUCAAAUUAAAAUUGUAUUGGUCACAUACAUAUAUUUAGCAGAUGUUAUUGCGGGUAUAGUGAAAUGCUUGUUAUUGGUGUAUUACAUUUUACAUUUACGUCAUUUAGCAGACGCUCUUAUCCAGUGCGACUUACAAAUUGUAUUUCUAUGCCUAUUUGUGGUAUUUAUUGAUGCAGUGUCCACACGUAUAUUUUGACUAAUUAUAUCUUUGUAUCUUUUUUUUUGAAAGUACUCUAUGCCAUCACAUUUACAUUGUGCACAUGUACAAAUGAACCUAAACUUAAACCUACUUUUGUGAUGAUAUAAAGCAAAUGGGAAAAAAUUCACAUUAUUGUGACGGAGCAUGUGUGGAUUUAACCUAUUUCAUAACCUGA
Salmo salar (Atlantic salmon) is the source of this 1525-nucleotide messenger RNA. RefSeq lists its product as uncharacterized. NCBI's taxonomy places the organism in Eukaryota, Metazoa, Chordata, Actinopteri, Salmoniformes, Salmonidae. The record is from RefSeq and is a predicted model, not a curated record.